GAGCCAUUAGAGAGGAGGAAAUCUUGUGGGAGGAAGAAACAGACGGCAGUAGUUGAAACCAUGCAACAAGAUCACGUUGGUUAAAUUCUGCGGUCGUGUUGUUGUCGUUUUUGAAUUGAAAAUCUACCAACGUUCUUGGAAAAAAUUGCAACAUUGGAACGGGAGACAGAAGCCAUACAGGCAAAGCCAACGGCUGGGACAAAUUAACUUCACAGUAAAAAAAAGGAGGAGGAGGAGGAGUAGAAGCUCAAAGCAAAGAUGUCAUCGUCCGUUCGGGCCGAGUUCAUGAGCCGGCCCGGUCGCCACGUUAACGCUCCCACCAUGCAACCACAACACGGUCAACAUCGUGAUAAGGGCCGGCCGCUUAGUCAGCACUCUAACGGUGAAGACGGACAACAAUCUUCCACGGCCAAGAGUGUUGUCGGAGCCAAAGUCUCGCAGCUUGCCCAUCUCUUUCAGAGCCGUUCCAAAGAAGACGUUGCAGCUGCGAACGCUGCUGCGGUUCCUCCAGUGUCUCCCACCUCUUCCGUCCCCGUUGCCGCUCCACCGACUGCAGUCAGCCGCACGAAACCGUCCAGCCGCAGCGAAACCGACAAGGAAACUGCUCAUCAAGACGGUCCCAUUCUUGGACCAACUGUCGUGCGGACAGAAAGCCAAUUGGCGAGGUUUAACACCGCCAGAGCUUUGUUCGAAAAGCUGGGCUUUGAAGACAAGAAAGACCCUUCCAAAGGGGUGACGGUCGAAAAGAGUCACAGCGGACGGUCGAGCCGUGUGGGCAGUGAGAGUUCGAGACAUUCUCAUUAUUCAUCGCGUUCGCCAUCUCCUUUAGCUACGGAACGGCACCAAUCGGCUCCGGGGAUCCGUUCAGGACGGUCGCCAUCGCCCAAUAACGCGCCCGUGUCCGAUCGCAAUCGAGGAAGUUCGGUGGAUGCGUUGCGCUCCGCUCGGACGGAACGGAAACCCACCAACGGGCACGAACCAAAAAUGGAAACCGUUCAAGUCCAAGUGGUGAACAAAUUAAAUCCACCCGCCAGCAAGCCCGAACCGCCCGCCAAGACGGACAAAACUCGAAUCUCUAGCAAAGAGCUGAUUGAGAAACAGAAGAAUUGGAUUCAGCAUUUCAAAGGCAGUUCGAAACCGACGGCUCAGCUUCAAACCAAGACGGCCCUUAACCCGGAGGCUAUCAACCGGAUCAACAGCGAAAAGAAAGGGCCGCCUUCCACAAACGUAUCCAUCAAUAAUGAGAAAGAAACGUGGGCCAAAGAGCGGACGGGAUUGUUGUCCGGAUGGAUGGCAUCGCCAUCUGUUGCAGUCUCUCCUCCAGCCAAUAAAGAGUCCAGCAAAGAGAGCUCUUACUUCCUAUCGGCCCGUCAACGCUUUGAGGCGCAAACGAAGCUGACGGAACGAGUGACGACAACGACCACUACCUCCAACCGGAUCGACCAGUCGGCUGACAACCUCAACGAAUCGUUUGAAACCCGGAGUAACGUUAGCAGUAGUUCCGUCCGCACUGAACUCAAUGAGACGGCCAGUCUCAAUAAAUCGUUUCGCUCCGCGUCCAGCGAAACAUCCGUCCACUGCCAGCUGGAAAAGGAGGAUUCCGGUAUGAAAAAUGGCAGCGAUUUGCUCAGCACAGACAGCGGCAUUGUGGUCCUACCCGUGGAAAAAGUUCCAGCGAUAAAUGAGACGCUGAUCGAAGAAGCGCUGGACCGAAUCGACUGUGAGAAGCCCGUCUCUCCUCCGGCUGCGACUCCAGCUGAGCAAGUUUCUCAGCCGGAGAGGACGGUGUCGCUCAACAACAGUCUCCAGGAAAACGAGGAGGUGUUCUACGAUAAUUCGGUGACCAGCGCUCGUUUCGACGAGUGGCAACUACGUACACCUACACAACUGGACGACUCGCCCGUCUUCAAAAGCGCUGCCUUGGAUUUCGAUGCUCUCGUUUCAGAUGGCGACGAGGCCAAACAACUCGAACCCGACGACGAAGAACUCUUCCGCACAAGUUCCGAAAUGUCGGAAACGGACCUGUCGCCAUUGAGCAGCCCUCCGCCGGAAUUCUGUAAAGAGGAAGUUAGUCCAGCACCUCCUAUCGUCAUGCAGACGGACACUGUCGAAGAUGAUUUCGAAGAGGCAGCACGUGAUGCGAGGCCGACAGUUGAAGGUGGCCGUUACGUCCUCCAGCUGGAAGGUUUUUCCGACAUGCUGGAAUCAUCUGACGACGCUGCCAUUGAUAGUCUUGAGCCGGAAUUGAUAGAAAUCGAUACGAGCCACGAUCAGUCGCAUCCGGAAUUGGAAGAAAGUCAACCGACAGAACUGACUGUUGUUCAACAGCUUCCGUCUGAUGAGCCGGAUGAGACAUUCGAAGAUGGAGAGAAUGACGAGUUCUACCUCCGCCGGCCUGAAUUCCGGGUCGACGUUGAAUCGUCGGAUGUCGAUUCCGAUGAACUGCUAAUGACAUCCGAAGAGGCUGACAGUCUUUUGAGUUCCAGGAUUUUGGAGAAACGUGUCAAAUCGGGCCAGACGGCGACCAACGCCCAUGAAGGCGAGUCCAUCUCCUUAGAGCCGGACAGUCUGGAACCGGCGCCGCUUAGCGCCGCUAGCAGCCGAUUGUCCAAUCCUCAGAAUAUGGGCAAUGCCAAGAGCAAAUCAUCGCCAACGUUAGAGGACAUUGAAGAAGUUUCGGUGAACAACGUGACUGUUGUUGUGUCCAGUGCCUCCAUUUUGGAUCAACUGGGCGAAGACGUGCCCUGGGCAGACGACGAAUCGUGGCAAGUCCAGUCCGAGCCCGAAACGGGACAAGAUGAAACGGACAAAGCGGUUCCUGUUGACGAUUCGACGAUAGAGACACCUUACGUCGAUGAAGACGGUGUUCAUUAUCUCCAAGACGGACAUUAUUGGCUGGAAAUGCCCGGUUUACCACCAGCUGAAGAGCCUUCAGUUCCUCUCAUCGUUGCCAACGGUGAAACUGAGCCCAGACCUCGCAAUAUUCGCGUUCGUUUCACUACCGAUCCUAUCCGAGUCUACAGCACAUUUUCCGUCAACGAUUACGACCGACGCAACGAAGAUGUUGAUCCUGUUGCCGCAUCGGCCGAAUACGAGCUGGAAAAAAGGGUGGAAAAAAUGGACGUUUUCCCCGUGGAACUGAUUAAAGGACCCGAAGGUUUAGGUCUCAGCAUUAUCGGAAUGGGCGUAGGAGCUGAUGCUGGAUUAGAGAAGCUGGGCAUCUUUGUCAAGACAAUCACAGAGGGCGGAGCAGCUGCCCGUGAUGGCCUCAUCCAGGUUAACGACCAAAUCAUUCAGGUAGACGGGCAAUCGCUCGUUGGCGUAACGCAAGCCUACGCCGCUUCCGUCCUACGAAAUACUUCCGGCCUAGUCCAGUUUCUCAUUGGACGGGAAAACGACCCACAAAACAGCGAAGUGGCCCAACUUAUCCGCCAAUCUGUCCAGGCUGACCGUGAACGGGAAGAUCGUCGUCGAGCCAUGGAAGCGGAAUUGACGCGCCAUUUUAUGAAUAACGUGGCGGAAGAGCCGGAUAUGAGCUCUGGCGCUGUGCCACCUCCUUACGUCAGUGCUCCGCCUUCGUACCACAGCAGCAAUAGUGCUCCAGCCUCUCUCGCUUCCAGCCAUCCCGCUCCAGCCUUACCAGAUGUCCCAGCUGUUUCAGCCAAUUCAAUUCCUGCUGUUCUCAAUGCGCAGGAGGAAAGCGUCCAGGCUCUUCAGCAAAAGCUCAAAGAGGCCGUGACCCGUUCCGUCAAAGCGGAGAGUGAACUGCUCAGUUUGAAAAAGCGGCUGACAGAAUUAGAGGCCAAUAGUCGCCACCAGGAGGCCGAGACCAACAGUAACGUACGAGAAUACGAGCGAGCCUUAACUGGUGUCCAGCAGGAAGUCACUGCCUACCAAUCCGUCCUGGCCCAAACUCAGAGUCAAUACAGCUCGUUGGAGGAGAAAUACAAUAAAGCCAAACAGAUGAUUAAGGGGAUGCAAGAGCGCGAGCGAGAAGUGCUGUUGAAAGUGCGACACCGUGAGGCCGGUUUCCACACGCUUUUACAGGCCCUGCAACAUCGUAUGCAGCUACUGGAACUUCAUUUGGUUGAAGCUCAGAGAGCUGCUGGUUUGCCGGUCUCCAUCCCACCUCCUCCACCCAAUCUGGGCGGUUUCCUGUCAGUCGGAUUUGUCGACUCGUCUCUCGGCGAUGUCACAGAUCUGGGUGCCGUUCUCGACGGAAGUCAGGUCGAUUCCUCGCUGGCCAUGGAACUCAAAGAAGAGCUGGACAGGGUAAUUCCACCACACGAGCCGCUGGACACGUCAGCCGCACGUGGCCGGGCCGAGCUUGCCUCUCGUGGUGGCAUGGCGUUACGCCAAUCUCCGUCUCAAGGACUCAUUCGUCGAUCUGGCGGCGUUGGAGGAGGUGCUAGUAUGUCGUCGACAUCCUCAUUAGAGCACAGUUUCAUUGAAGAAUCCUCACGACUGGAAGUUGAUUCGAUGACUGAAUCAACUGGCCAUGACCGUUCUCAAGAGUCGAUCCAGUUCCAUGGCUUUUUUGCCUCCAACUCGUCCGCCACGACCAGCGCGGGCCGAACAGUUGGGACGAGCCGAGCCCAGCAGCAAGUCUAUUCAAGUAGUUCGCAACAGCAAUAUUACCAACAACAGCAACAACAAGAAACGACGCAACAGCAAAUUCAACAACAACAGCUAUUACAGUUUCAGCAACAGCAGCAAAUGCAACAGCAACAGAUCCAGCAACAGCAAAUGCAACAACAGCAAAUCCAGCAACAACAAAUGCAACAACAACGUCACUACCAUCAUACGGCGACAGUUUCUUCCGGCAAGGCCGAAGAGCUCCACCAGUCCACAACGACGUAUUACCAGCACGAGCAUCAGCAUUUCGCUACCACCAAUACCAGCACAACUGCCAGCAGCGGUUACGCCAAUGUCCAGCAACACUCUCAGCCGCCACGCUCGUUGCCUCAACAAAACGUCAACGAGCAAUUGAAACAGCUGCUGGCCGAACGGGAAUUCUUGCGAGAGCAUUCCAACGCUAAUUCGGGCGGAGCGGAACCGGCUGUUCCGAGCCGACUCCAGCCGGCCACAUCGUCCAACCGCAGCAUGGGCAGAUCAGCUGCGACCGAACAAAGACCUGCCCCGCCACCCCAUCAACCCAAUGUCUUUUAUCCAGUCGGUUCAGGUCAAGACGGACGACCCGCCCUCGAUCCUCAAAUGAGAGGCUCCAUGCGUUCCAACCCGGUUAGCGCUGCCGUCACACCAGAUGGCGCAGCAGUCGUGCGGAGUAACAGCGCCAGUGGCAUGACGGACUCGUUGACUUCAUCGAUCGUCUCCAUUUCAUCCAAUUCGUCGUCUCACACGCCCUUCCAUCAAUCACCCGUUUCCGAGUGGAACGUCGAACAUGUCGGCAAUUGGCUCCGGUCUAUUGGAUUAGAGACGUACACUGUCCAUUUCGCGGCCAACGGAGUGCGAGGAGAAGAACUGUUGACGAUGGAAUCGCCUCGGAUUAAGUUACUGGUACCGCAAGCUGCCGAAAGAGCCCGACUCAAGCACCGUCUCAAGGAGCUACGAGCAGCUGCUGAUAAAGAUAAACGUAAUCGCGAACGUGAGCGAAAGGAAAGAGAAAAGCUUCAACGCAAAGCUGAAAAAUUGGCCGAAAAAGCGUCAAGGAAAAAGUAACAAUUGGCAAACGACCAAAACGAAAUAACAGGAACGAGGAGGGACAUUUUAACUGCAUUCCACAGCUGAAUACUUAAAAUUGGGGCAGCUGCCAGUAUUUAAUUUUUUUUUUUUUGCUUUAACUCUUUCGUCUUCUUUUUUUUUUUCAACAAUUUGAACGUGAAUCUUUGUUAUGUUUUUCGUUUCUUUAAAUGAUGUAUGUAGUGGAAUGAAUCAAAUGUUCAAAUGCUAGCGAGAUUAUUGCCAUGAUCUCCGCCUACCUACUUUACUAGAUCGGUGUGUGUGUGUGUACUCCACCCACCUUAUCACGUGCAAAUAAUUUGUAUAGUGUCUCUGUUUUUCUUGCUCUACUUCAUUUUCUCUCUUUGUUGUGCUUCUUGUCUCAUCUCUCUCUCUCUCUCUAUUUGUGAAUGCUGAACGUGUGUGACAUUUAACCACAUACGGACUUGUACGAAAGACAAUUCUUUCAUCUAUAAUCCGUGACUCGUUCAAGAUCAAAACCCGGAUGAGUUUUCAUUUUGAAUUCGAAAUUUAUUUCGCUUUUGUUUUUUCAGCCCUUUUUGUAUUAUUGACAUUGUAGCUGCUGUUUUGUUGUGUGUGUGUAUCGAUGAUUGCAAUUCUCUGCUCUCUGUACCCUCAUACCAAUCUCUCUCUUCUUGUGUCUCUCUUCAACUCUUAAAAAUGGAGAAAAAAAAAAAAUUGUACAAUUGGCAUUCAGUGACGUUGUAAUAAAUGAAAAGGGUAUUUUA
Messenger RNA from Daphnia magna, 6428 nucleotides. RefSeq lists its product as uncharacterized. NCBI's taxonomy places the organism in Eukaryota, Metazoa, Arthropoda, Branchiopoda, Diplostraca, Daphniidae. Gene Ontology annotation, cellular component: dendrite; actin cytoskeleton; cytoplasm. Gene Ontology annotation, molecular function: actin filament binding. Gene Ontology annotation, biological process: neuron projection development; actin filament organization; calcium-mediated signaling. The record is from RefSeq and is a predicted model, not a curated record.